Molecule: messenger RNA, 1692 nt
Organism: Tripterygium wilfordii
Lineage: Eukaryota; Viridiplantae; Streptophyta; Magnoliopsida; Celastrales; Celastraceae
Product: charged multivesicular body protein 7
Exons: 8
Coding region: 185-1495 (436 amino acids)
Biological process (GO): late endosome to vacuole transport via multivesicular body sorting pathway; vesicle budding from membrane
Cellular component (GO): cytoplasmic side of plasma membrane; multivesicular body; ESCRT III complex
Source: RefSeq, a predicted model, not a curated record
UCUUGGGAGGUGCCACUGCCAUCUAAUGAUUUGCAAUUUUGCAGAGAUUUCCUAAAAACCCGUUUUUGUCCAUUUGGGCGUUUGGGUAGAUAAUCUGAUGGGAUUUUGGAUUCAAAAUUUGUCUCCGAAACCCUGAAAGACAGACUGUGAGGGAAUCAGCAGUUGGAAUUAGUCCGAUACGAUCAUGGAUCGCAGUUCAGUGACGGAGUUCAUUGGAAAGGAAGUUCCGGAUUGGGACGACGAAGUGAUCGCCAUGGCACGAUUCAAGGCGUUUAGCGGCCAGAGAUCUGACUGGGAACUCAAAUUUCGGUUCUGGAGAGAUUUGAUUCUCAAAAUCGCUCGACAUUUUGGUAUCUUCAUCAUUCGACCUCAAGAGGUUAAGGAAGAGUGGUUCAAUCGAGGAGGACUGACCCCUUUAUGCAUCGAUCAUGUGCUGUCUUUAAUGUAUAAUGAAGGUGAUAUUGUGAGGAGUGGGGAUCUUGUUAAUCCAAGGAGCGGACGACUCUCCAAUUUGUUUGUGAGAGUAAGAAAUUUGACCUUUAGAUCUUCGACUCGUGACAUCAUGCUUGAAGAUCAUGUCGUUCUUACAACGCUACUGAAGGAGAAAGCUGGCGAAGUUGUCAAGCUUUUAUCUGACUCUCAUUGGACAUCGUCAUGCAUAGUUACACUGGAGAAGUUUGAAGGCAUGUGUGAUGGACCAAUCGAGGCAUCUGCGGUCUUGAGUUACUUGUCUGGAUGUGGGAAAGGACAGUACCUCUCUAUCAGUAAGAAGGAAUUUAUUGAGGGUGUAAAAGUUUCUCUUACACAUGCUGUAGUCUCUGGUAUAACAAGUUUAGAUUGUGAUGUGCUGCACCUAAUUUGGACAACUGAAAAACUCCAGCGACAACUAGACAUAAUAGAUCGUCGUCAUGAAAUGUCAAGAAAAUCAGCAUUAGCUUGUUUGAGCUCUGGGAAUAAGAAAUUAGCCCUCAGGCAUGUGAGGGAGUUAAAGUUAGCCACAGAGAGCAGAGAAAAAUGCUCCUCACUUUUAAACAGAGUGGAGGAAGUCCUCAGCAUUAUUGCAGAUGCUGAAUCUACAAAGAAGGUAUCCGAAGCCAUCCAAAUUGGAGCACGAGCAGUGAAGGAAAAUAGGAUAACUGUUGAGGACAUUCAACUCUGUUUAGAAGAACUAGAGGAGGGAAUUGGUACGCUGAAGGAAGUUGAAAAGGCUAUUGUAGAAUUUUCUGUGUCAGUUACUGACAUUGAGAAUGAAGAUAUUGAAGAAGAGUUCAGGAAGCUUGAAUUGGAAAUCAAAUAUGACAAACUUCCAGUCCUUGGGAUCGACGUUAGGCGGGAAGCACCAGAAAAGGCUUCUUCAGAAUCUGCUGAAUUGUUAACUAACGCUCUGUCAAAUCUAAAGCUUGGGGAUGGAUCAGCUGAGAAUCCAGGACCACUUGAUUCUGUAGCACCAGGCAGGAUUGAAAAAUUGCGGAAUCCCAUCCCUGAAGCUGCAUAAGUACUAAUUCCUACUGAAUCUCAGUACAUAAAAAAUUUCGCACUUGUGUUGUACUCCAAUGUGUAUAUACUUGAGAAAUUGUAGUAGACAUUCAUUAUUUCUAUUAAGGAUCAUGUCUCUUUUAAUAUGUAGGAAGCUUUAUUAACUCUGCUCUACAAGGAGGGAACUUUCUGAAUGAGUUUUUGACAUUCUGGGUA